AUGGAAAUAUUAACUUUAUACCUGCACACUAUUAAUAUUCCAGUUCUGCAAAUAUAUUUUAUCAAAUCUAAUCUUAGCCUUGUGACCUUGAUUGCUCUCAAUAAUGGAAUGUAUGCAUAUGCCUUGGAAAGUUUUCCUUGUUCUGGCACUGUCAAGAGUGUGUCAUGGAGACCAAGUCAAGGCCGCAAUGAUGAUUUCGUGUUUGCAUUAGCAAUAUCCAAUAAAAAUACUAAUAAGGCUGUUAUUACGAGAUUUGUACAAAAUGGAAGUCAGAGAUACUUUCAUACCAUUGCUGAUAAUCAUAUUUCUCCAGACUGUUCUCCACUAGAUAAAUUCCGAUCAAAUGCAGAUACAUUCAAGGGAAUUAUUUUUGAUUGCGCCAACGGAGAAUUUGUCGAUUCAUUCUGUUGGCUUCCAAAAUUUCAAAACGGAGAUAAAAAUUUUAUUGCAGGAAUAGGGUCAAAAAUGAAAUUAUUCGACAUAAAAGAAAAUCCUCGUACGCCAACAAUUAUAAGCAGUAAAGCAACUAAUGGAAUCGUCGCAGAUCCAUUCUCAUCAAAUUAUGUUAUGGGUUAUAAUGACGAAUUUUCCUUAAUUCUAUGCACUUUUGUUCUUGGAAUGUUGGCGCGCCGAUUUCAAGUCUUCAGUGGUGUCCUUCCAGUGUUUUUAAAGGAUAGCUCUGUUGUUAAAGUUCAUGAUUUAUGCAGCUCUUGGGAAGAAAUGAAAUCUAAAAGCGUAAACAUUCUAGAAAAAGGUGUACAUUAUGAUACCUACGAAAAAACUACACAAUUAAGUUCUAUUGCAUCGGCUUCGUUUUGUAGACAUGCUGAGUUUAAUAGUUACUUAUUAGCUAUUGAUAACAAAGGAUAUCUUAAAAGUGUUGAUAUCAACAGAUUGAUUCCAAUGUCAUGGUCACCCAAUAAUGAGUUCAUCUGUGAUAAUAUAGAAAAAAAGAAGCCUAAAGGAGCGGCAUAUUUAAAUUUCGUAUCCAGUGAUAUAGCAACCAAGAUGAAUAACCGAGCAUGCAAGGAUUACGGCUUAUUUGAAUCAUUGAUAGAUGUUGAAAAUAUUUGCGAUGAACGAGAUCUCAAGACAUUUUGGUCGUGGAUUAAACAUAUCUUUAAACAUGAUUAG
This is a messenger RNA of Trichoplax adhaerens, 1134 nucleotides long. RefSeq lists its product as uncharacterized. The record is from RefSeq and is a predicted model, not a curated record. The transcript is spliced from 16 exons. Lineage: Eukaryota; Metazoa; Placozoa; Uniplacotomia; Trichoplacea; Trichoplacidae. Bases 1 to 1134 code for a protein of 377 amino acids.